UGGAGAAAGCCGAGAGGAGAAGGCAGCAGCAACAAUCGGUGCUUCCUGGUCCAGUGUCAUGUGUGGGCUGAACUGGACCGAAAUGUGGCAGCAAGUCCUUCAGAGCGUCCGGUCCUUUGAAUAUCCCCAGAGUGCGAUUGUGGUAUCCACAGCCCUGGGAGCUGGAGGGCUCCUGACUUGUUGGCUCCUGUCUCGACAGAAAAUCAAGACCUUAGAGGUGGGAGAUGGAUGGUGGGGUUCAGGCGAGAGGCCCCCAAAAGAAAAAGAAGAUGAGAGCAUCCGACCUUUCCGAAUUGAAACCUCAGACAGGGAAAUCCAGGACCUGCACGAGCGCCUGGACAGGGCCCGCUACACACCCCCACUGGAGGGGGCUGCCUUCCAGUACGGAUUCAAUACUACCUACCUGCGGCGAGUUGUUGCCUACUGGAGGAACCAGUUUAACUGGCAGAAACAAGUGGAAAUUUUGAACCAAUAUCCACAUUUCAAAACUACCAUUGAAGGGAUCGACAUACACUUCAUCCACGUGAAGCCCCUGCAUGUCCCCAGGGGUCAGAUAGUCCGGCCUUUGCUAAUGGUGCAUGGCUGGCCUGGCUCCUUCUUUGAGUUCUAUAAGAUCAUCCCGCUGCUCACUGACCCAGCCAGACAUGGCCUGAAUGAGGACGUGGUGUUUGAGGUCAUCUGCCCGUCCAUCCCUGGUUAUGGCUUCUCUGAGGCACCUCACCAACGAGGCUUUGACACUCUGGCUGCUGCCCGGAUAUUUCACAAGCUGAUGGAAAGGCUGGGCUUCAAGGAGUUCUAUGUCCAGGGGGGAGAUUGGGGCUCCCAGAUCACCACAAACAUGGCUCAAAUGCAAGCAAAGCAAGUGAAAGGACUCCACCUGAAUUUGGUCUUCAUAAGCUCAAGCGGUUUGGGGAGACUGGUGUCUUUGAUACUUGGGGCCUAUGUACCAUGGCUUGUAGGCCUGACCAGGGAAGAUUCCCGCCGCUUAUUUCCAUACUUGGAAAAGAGUGUGUAUGAAAUCCUACGAGAGUCUGGCUACUUGCACAUCCAGGCUACAAAGCCAGACACAGCAGGCUGUGGAUUAAAUGAUUCCCCUGUAGCACUUGCUGCCUACAUUCUGGAGAAGUUUUCUACUUGGACUGAUAAAUCAUUCCGGGACCUGGAUGACGGAGGUCUGGAAAGAAAAUUCUCUCUGGAUGACCUUUUGACCAAUGUGAUGAUUUAUUGGGUGACUUCAUCUAUUGUGCCCUCUAUGCGUUUCUACAAGGAGAAUUUUUCCACAAAUCCUACCACUGCUCCACAUGCCAGGGUUGGAGUGUAUGUCCCCACCGGCCUUGCUGUCUUUCCUCAGGAGCUUAUAUACACACCAUGCACUUGGGCAAAGAAGAAGUUCAAGAAUAUAGUCGCUUACACUUACAUGCCACGUGGGGGGCAUUUUGCUGCUUUUGAAGAACCAAAGCUGCUGGCAGAAGACAUCAAGCAGCUGGUGAGAAAGGUGGAAUGUCUGUAAGCCACUGGCAGCAUUCAUGGGAGUGUGAAUACACACAGGGCUAACAACUGCACCACUGCUUAUACCUUACGCAAUCUGUUCAUUUGAUUGAAGCUUUCAGUUGAUUUUUGCUAGAUGCCAGAUUAAUUCAAAUAACCAAGCUCUAGAUUUUUUUUUUUUGUAUAUAAAUAAAGUUCUCUCUAAUGUA
Alligator mississippiensis (American alligator) is the source of this 1697-nucleotide messenger RNA. RefSeq names its product epoxide hydrolase 1. Bases 59 to 1510 code for a protein of 483 amino acids. Gene Ontology annotation, molecular function: epoxide hydrolase activity. The record is from RefSeq and is a predicted model, not a curated record. The transcript has 9 exons. NCBI's taxonomy places the organism in Eukaryota, Metazoa, Chordata, Crocodylia, Alligatoridae. Gene Ontology annotation, biological process: epoxide metabolic process; arachidonate metabolic process.